AUGGCAAGUCGUGAAAUUGGAGAUACAGAUUUGAUAAGAAUUACAAAGAGUAGAUUACGAACAAUCUCAAAUAAAAAAUGUAUAUUAUGUGUGAUUACACAGAAAAAGCUUGAAAAACUAGGUUAUUCAACAUUAUUGGCAACAACUGGUCAAGAAGCAAUCGAUCUUCUUCAAUCAAAAUUUGAAUCACUUAAUAUAAAUAAUUCAGGUUCUUCAGUUUUGGAAGAAGAUAAAAUAAAGUCUUUUGACAUUUCCUUAGUUUUAAUGGAUUGUAUAAUGCCUAAGAUGUCAGGUUUUGAUACUUCACGAGCAAUUAGAUCAAUGAAUUCACAAAUUUCAAAUAUUCCAAUAGUUGCUUUAACGGCUUCAGAAGAAGAAGAAACUUAUAGUAAAUGCAUAGAAUCAGGAAUGAAUCAUUGUCUUGCAAAACCAUUGAAAACUGAUCAAUUUAAUGAUAUUAUAUCUCAAUAUGGUGUAAAUAAUAUAAUGCAAUGA
Cetraspora pellucida is the source of this 495-nucleotide messenger RNA. The record is from the annotation of a GenBank genome assembly. Lineage: Eukaryota; Fungi; Glomeromycota; Glomeromycetes; Diversisporales; Gigasporaceae.